AUGGGCCUAGAGGAUGAGCAAAGGAUGCUGACCAGGUCCGGAGAUCCCAAGGAGGAGGAAGAAGAGGAGGAGGAAUUAGUGGAUCCCCUGACAACAGUAAGAGAGCAAUUUGAGCAGCUGGAGAAAUGUGUAAAGGCUCGGGAGCAGCUAGGGCUCUGUGAUGAGCGUGUGUCCUCCAGGUCACAGGCAGAGGAGGGCUGCACAGAGGAGCUCUUUGACUUCUUGCAUGCAAGGGACCACUGUGAGGCCCACAAACUGCUUAAGAGCUUGAAAUAG
This is a messenger RNA of Rangifer tarandus platyrhynchus (Svalbard reindeer), 276 nucleotides long. The record is from the annotation of a GenBank genome assembly. Lineage: Eukaryota; Metazoa; Chordata; Mammalia; Artiodactyla; Cervidae.